Colletotrichum orchidophilum is the source of this 2082-nucleotide messenger RNA. Its product is annotated as ABC1 family protein. Lineage: Eukaryota; Fungi; Ascomycota; Sordariomycetes; Glomerellales; Glomerellaceae. The coding region runs from base 1 to 2082 and encodes 693 amino acids. Gene Ontology annotation, cellular component: mitochondrion. Gene Ontology annotation, biological process: protein phosphorylation. Gene Ontology annotation, molecular function: ATP binding; protein kinase activity. The transcript is spliced from 3 exons. The record is from RefSeq and is a predicted model, not a curated record.
AUGAGACUGGCCUUCGUCCUGGGCCGGUUUUGUCCACGUCCGGGCUUCCGAGCGCCAGCGAACGGAACCCAUUUCUACUCCACAUUCAGGAGCGCCUUCCGAAGCUCUCCCCACUCGAGGCAGCUACCGUGGCGACGGACCGGCAGCAAUCGAUACACGAAAUACACACUCCGUGCCGGCGGUGCAGGUGCUGGUGCUCUCGGCACAGCCGCCUUCUUCGAGCUGUCUGAGAAGGACAAUGGGGGCACCGACCAGACGGGCGAAAAGCGCAUGCUAGAAGUCAGCCGAGCCGAGAUCAAGAAGACGGUCGACGACGACGACAGCGGGAUUUCGAGGGCAUGGCACACGUUGAAGAUUGCUGUCGACGUCUACGUAUGGGAGCCCCUCUGUACCGGUGUGAGGUUCCUCCAUCUGCUCGUCAUCUUCGUCCCCGUCAUCGUCGCGGUCCCUGCCUUGUGGCUCGGCAGGCGGCAACCCGAUCGCGAUAAUGAGAGGAGCGGCACAAUAUGGUGGUAUGGCUUCCUGGUUCAGUCCAUGGAGUGGGCGGGGCCAGCUUUCAUCAAGCUCGGUCAAUGGGCCGCCUCUCGCUCCGACAUCUUCCCCAACGAAAUGUGCGAAAUCAUGUCCAAACUCCACUCCAACGCCCCGGCGCACUCGAUACACGACACCAAGCGCAUCGUCUCCGCGGCAUUUGACGGACGCGACUUCAACGACAUCUUUGAGGAGUUUGACGAGACGCCCCUCGGCGUCGGCGCCAUCGCCCAGGUCUACAGAGCUAAGCUGAAGGCCAGCCUCGCCGCGCCCGGCGACGCCGACCUGCCCCAGGAGCCCAGGCCUCUCCGUCACAAGGUCGCAAAGAACGUCGAGGCCGCGCUCAAGAGCACGCCCAAGAGGGUCCCCUCCACCUACGUCGCUGUCAAGGUCCUGCACCCCCGCGUCGAGAGGACCGUCCGGCGCGACCUGCGCAUCAUGCACUUCUUCGCCUCCGCUCUCAACAUCAUACCUACAAUCGAGUGGCUCUCCCUCCCCGACGAGGUCGCACAAUUUGGCGAGAUGAUGAAGCUCCAGCUCGACCUCCGCAUCGAAGCCGCCAACCUCGCCAAAUUCCGCAAGAACUUCAAGGACCGCACCACGGCCUGGUUCCCCUACCCGUACACCGAGUUCACCACCCGCAACGUGCUGGUCGAGGAGUUCGCCCAGGGCAUCCCGCUGGCCCAUUUCAUGGAGAACGGCGGUGGCGUCUUCCAGCACGACAUUGCCUCGGAGGGCCUCGACGCCUUCCUGCGCAUGCUCCUGCUUGACAACUUUGUCCACGCCGACCUGCACCCGGGCAACAUCAUGGUCCGCUUCUACCAGUCCCACGAGCCGGACCUCAAGUUCCGCAGGAAUCACGCCAAGGAGCACCCUGAAGACCAAGACGAUGUCACGGAGCAGGUCCUCGCUCGCCUGCGACCCUACCGCCACAGAAAAGACCCCGCAGCCUGGGCAGCCGAGCUUCGCAAGAUUGACAACGAGGGCUACCGCCCACAGCUCAUCUUCAUCGACACGGGCCUGGUGACGGAGCUCAACGAGAAGAACCGUGCAAACUUCCUCGACCUCUUUCGCGCCGUUGCCGAGUUUGACGGGUACAAGGCCGGCAACCUCAUGUGCGAGCGCUGCCGCCAGCCCGACGCCGUGCUCGACAAGGACGUCUUUGCGCUCAAGAUGCAGCACCUCGUUCUCGGCGUAAAGAGCCGCACCCUCGCGCUGGGCAACAUCAAGAUUGGCGACAUUCUCCAAGAGGUCCUCGGUAUGGUCCGCGGGCACCACGUCCGGAUCGAGGGCGAUUUCGUCAAUGUCAUCAUCAGCAUCCUGCUGCUCGAGGGCAUCGGGCGCAGCCUGAACCCGGACAUGGAUCUUCUUAGUAGCUCCCUGCCCAUUCUGCGGCAGCUGAGCGCGCAGAGCGGUGCCGAGAUGGUCAAGAAGGGUGAUUUUAGCAUGUUGGUUGUGUGGGCUGGCCUGGAGACCCGGCGGUUCUUGCAGGCGAGCAUUGAAGAUGUCGAACGUUGCGUCAAAUAUGAUCUCCUUGCGCCGAAUGUGUAA